AUUUUUUGGAGAACGAGAGCUAGGUGGUAGCUCCUAGCUCGGCAUCGGCUUUCUCACGAGUGUCACGUUUCCGGAAUAUUGGUUUUCCGACUGGUUGUGAAGAAACACAAUCAAUAAUAUCUUUUUACGAAUCAAUCUUAUUGUUUAAUGUUCGAUCAAUUAAUUUUUAUUCACAUGAUUUCCAUUACUUCCUAUUUAAUAAUUAUAACAAAAAUAAAUAAAUGUAUUAAUACUAUUUUGGUCGGCGAAUAAAAUAGAAGACAUAAGUAAGUUGAGACUGAUAUCAGUGAUAACAUCGCUUCGAAUUCCCGAAACGUUAAAUCACCACUCAUGCACCUACGACAACCGUUUCCGGUUACUAAUUGUCCGGGACACGGGCCAAUACUAAUUUUCUAGCCGCAGCGUUUAUCAUGUGGCUAAAUUUAGCCAAGAUUUCUUAAAAGAACGAUUGAUAAUGGAUAAACAUAAUAAUAUUGUAAAUUUGACCAGUGAACACACGGGUAAUACCAAUAAAAAAAAAGUGUACGUAUAUCAAAAACUCAAUUAUUUGGUGUUAUCCAACUUUUUAAGUUUUUGCUGAAAAGAAAAAUUAUUUGAAGACAUCAACGAUAAAAUAUAUUCCAAUGACAGAAUACCAAUUGAAGAAAUUCCGGAAUUAAUUAGUGGUCAAUGUACCGGUCUGUUUCAACCAACGACAGAAGUUUCUUAAAUUUCAUAUUGUCAUAAAGAAGAUAAUUUACCAAACUCACUCAAUGAUGAUGGUGAGUGUAAGCACUAUUAUUGAACUAUGGGAUAGCUGUGGUAUACCAGAGUCUGUUAACUUAUUACAAGAACUAGGGAUUGAUACAUCCCAAGAUUCUGUUAAUAUACCUGAUCUAGUAACUACUGUCAGCAAUCAACUCUAUGAAGUUCGAAAUAAUUUUGUUGAUUCUUCAUUAACGGAGUAUGAUUUGAUUAAUACACCAUUCGUUUUGCUAAUAGCUCUGAGCUCGUUGAAUGAAUAUCAGGUUAAAUGGCUCUAAAUGAUUAUUGAGGAAAUAAAUUGUGAAAGAGAUAAAUUGAAGUAUGAUGUUGAUACUGCCAACAAUAGAGCAGCAAUGCUUGCACAGGAAGUUGAUGAAAAUUAUAUUCAAUUAGAAAUAUCAUUGGCAAACAAAAUAGCUGCUCUGGAACAUAAACAUUAUGAAGAAAGAAAAACACUCAUUGAUCAAUGGGUUUCAGAAAAAGAUCAAUUACUUAGCCAAAACAUUUUGCUCAAUGAUAAAGUACUACAAUUACAAAAUUAUGAAAACGAAUUACAAUCUGAACUUUUAAACAACAAAAAACAACUGAGAUUAUUAGAAAGUGAAAAUUCCAUAUUAUAUGAACAGUUAGAUAUAAUAAAACAAAAAUAUGCUUCAUUAGAAGUUCAAGUUCAAAAAAAUCCUCAGUUAAAACUUAAGGAACUAGAACUAGAAUCUAAUAAUGAACAAAUUAUUAACCUAGUGCAAAAAAUUGAUUGUUUGAAAAAUGAAAAUAAAUGUCUUAGAGACCAAAAUGAUGAACUGGUUACAGAGCUUGAAGCAUCUAAAAUGAUAGAAAAUGUAGGUACUGAUGAGUCAUUUGAUGGUAAUGUCAGGAAUUUUUUGGCAGAAAUAAAUAGUCCAAACUGCAUAGGCAAAGUGAAAGAAUUUUCUGUUGGGGAAAAUGGGAGUGACUGUACAAGUGCAUUUGAAACAUAUUCAAUUGAGUCUGACCUUGAUACAUGGAAUAAUGUUGAAAAAUCAGAAAACAAAUCUUCCCAGACAAUGAUGUAUGUAAAUAAUAUAAAAACAUCUUUAUCCUCUCAAUCUCAAAUUGAAGCAUGUCAUUUAGAUGAAUUAAUUGAGUAUUUGGAACAUAUGAAACAAAUACCAAAAUUAGACCAAUCACAACAUGUUGAAGAAAAUGUGGCACUAGAAUCAAUGCAAGAAUCUCCAGAUAGUUGUAUGACUUCAUCUUUAAAUAAAUACCAAACUAGGAGGUCAUUGAAUAAGCAAUUUGAAAAUUCAAUUGACCCUGAAUUUAUGGGAACUACUUUAAUAGAAGUGACAAAUGGCAGUGUUGAAAAAUUGAAACAAAUGUACGAUCAGUGUAAAUUAGAAAAUCAGGAGCUGCUAGACAAGUGCGAAAAUAUUGAAAAGUACUGGGAAUCUAGGUACAAUCAACUAUGUGAAGUAGCAGACAAAGCACUGGAUGAGGCUAAACGGUUUAAAGAUGAAGUUACUGAAUUUGAACGUGGUAUAGAUGCACUGCGCAGUGAAUACUUUGAGUGUGAAGAAUAUUGGUCACUAAAAUUAGAAGAAGAACGUAUAAUAAACGAAUUGGAGAAAAAAGAUAGUGAAGAAAAAUUGAAUUAUCUAGAAAUGAAGAUUAAAGAGUACAGUGAUAUGUUAGAAGAAACAACUGAUAAUAAAUUACCUUCAAUUGACGAAAAUGCUGAACUUGAAGAACAAAUCAAUUGUAUUCAACAAGAGUUUUCCAGCUACUGUGUAAAAAUCGAAGAAGAAAUGGAAAAGCUUAAGAUUGAAAAUGAAAGAUUGAAAUCUAAAAUUGUUAUUCUAGUCGAAAAAGUUGACUUUGAAGUAACCAAUUGUCAAUUCAAAGAAGAAUGUGAGCAAUUCCAUAACAAUUUGAAAACAAACAGUGAAUUGAAACAGUUUGACUUAGAAAAAAAUAGUGAAAAGUUAAAAAUAGAAUGUCAAAGUUUGUUGCAACAAAGAAGCAUACUUAAAAACGAAAUUGUACAAUUACAAGAAUGGCUUAAUGUACUUUCAAAUACCCACAAAGAUUUCUUCAUGCAAAAAGAAAUUGAUCAAGCCAAUCAGGUAUUCAUAGAUGCGAGGAGGUGUAAAGAACUGGAACAAAGUUUUCGUGAUGAACAGACCAGACACCAAAAGUUGACUAACGGUGAGUAAAACAAAUAUUUUAUAGUUAUUCUAUAGUGGGUUCAGUAAACACAUAUAAUUUCUAUUUGUAUUAAUGUGUUUGAUUUUGUUCAUUUAUGUAAUUAAAGU
Myzus persicae (green peach aphid) is the source of this 3035-nucleotide messenger RNA. RefSeq names its product synaptonemal complex protein ZEP1-like. The coding region runs from base 1023 to 2936 and encodes 637 amino acids. The transcript is spliced from 12 exons. The record is from RefSeq and is a predicted model, not a curated record. NCBI's taxonomy places the organism in Eukaryota, Metazoa, Arthropoda, Insecta, Hemiptera, Aphididae.